UGUUCAACCGUAGAGGACAGUUCUAUUUCUUCUCCUUCAGCCAGUGAAAUGGACAGUUGUUCACAAAACUCUUCUGCCAAGCCUGUAAUUAAGAAGAUGCUGAACAGAAAGCAUUGCAUAGCUGUAAGUGAUUCAAGUGCUGAACAGGAAGAAAGUGACACUCGUUUUCGAAAAAGCAUAUGCAGUGUGAAAUGUAGUCUGAAAAAAGUAAAUCAUACCACAGGAGAAAACGAAGGCUCAAAUAAAGGAGAAUCUGCAUGCCACAAAGUUGUUGAUAGUACAAAAAUUGAGAAUGGCCUACAGAAUGAAUAUUUAAGUCCUAUGCAUCAUACAGAUGGGCAAAUUGAGAUCAAGUGGCCAAAGGCAGAAAUUAAAGCUUUCUCCUCCAAAAUAAUUGUUGACAUUCAGAUUAAAGAUGGGUUAAGCAAAAUCAGAUUAAACUAUAGCGAUGAGUCAGCUGAAGGUAGUAAAACCCCUGAAGAUGAGCUCAUCGACUUCUCAGAAGAUCAGGAUAACCAGGAUGAUAGCAGCGAUGAUGGAUUCCUAGGUGAUGACAACUGCAAUUCAGAAAUAGGACAAUGGCAUUUAAAGCCUAAUAUCUGUAAACAACCUUGUAUCCUACUGAUGGACUCACUUAGAGGUCCUUCUCGGUCAAAUGUUGUAAAAAUUUUAAGAGAGUAUCUAGAGGUGGAAUGGGAAGUUAAAAAAGGAAGCAAAAGAAGUUUUUCCAAAGAUGUAAUGAAAGGCUCUAAUCCAAAAGUACCCCAGCAAAACAACUUCAGUGAUUGUGGUGUAUAUGUAUUGCAGUAUGUAGAAAGCUUUUUUGAGAAUCCAAUUCUCAACUUUGAACUGCCCAUGAAUUUGGCAAAUUGGUUUCCCCCUCCAAGAAUGAGAACAAAAAGAGAAGAAAUCCGAAAUAUAAUUCUGAAACUGCAAGAAGAUCAGAGCAAAGAGAAAAAAAAGCAAAAGGACACUUCCUCAACAGAAACACCUUUGAGGGAAGGAGCAGAGCAACAUGUCAGUAGUGUCUCAAAUUGACCAUUUCUGAUGCUUGUCAGUAUUGCCUUCAGGAACUUUCAGUUUUGAGGAUUGGCAGUAAAGAACUGAAGUGCUCACUAUCAGAGUGACUUAGAAAUGUUAAUGCUUGUACAAAUGUCAUAUAAUUAAUUUUCAAUGGAGUAUGUAUUAAGUAAGUCUGUAAAUAUGUUAAUGAGGCCAA
Messenger RNA from Erinaceus europaeus (western European hedgehog), 1219 nucleotides. Its product is annotated as sentrin-specific protease 6-like. NCBI's taxonomy places the organism in Eukaryota, Metazoa, Chordata, Mammalia, Eulipotyphla, Erinaceidae. Gene Ontology annotation, molecular function: SUMO-specific endopeptidase activity. The record is from RefSeq and is a predicted model, not a curated record. Gene Ontology annotation, cellular component: cytoplasm; nucleus. The coding region runs from base 49 to 1038 and encodes 329 amino acids. The transcript has a single exon. Gene Ontology annotation, biological process: regulation of spindle assembly; protein desumoylation; regulation of kinetochore assembly.